This is a messenger RNA of Solanum tuberosum (potato), 1349 nucleotides long. RefSeq names its product alpha carbonic anhydrase 8-like. Gene Ontology annotation, molecular function: DNA binding; zinc ion binding. Lineage: Eukaryota; Viridiplantae; Streptophyta; Magnoliopsida; Solanales; Solanaceae. The transcript is spliced from 4 exons. Bases 1 to 1194 code for a protein of 397 amino acids. The record is from RefSeq and is a predicted model, not a curated record.
AUGGAGAGAGAGGCUUUGAAAAUUUCAGAUGUAUCUUAUGUCCAUACUGUUGAUAUGAGCAGUAGGACAUGUAGUUGUAAAUCAUGGAUGCUCAAAGAAAUACCAUGUCCACAUGCCAUUGCUGCCAUUCUUUACAAGAAUUGGGAACCAAUUGACUAUGUUGAUGAUUGCUACAGUAAGGAGACUUAUCUAAGAACCUACUGUCAUUACCUACAACCAGUAACCAACAUGAAAAUGUGGUCUGAUUCAACAAAUCCUCAUGUGGAACCACCAGUUGUUAAAUCUAUGCCAGGAAGGCCAAGAAAGGAUUCUGUUGCUGCUGGACCAAGUAAUGAAACAGGUGCUUCUAGAGCAAUUCCUAAACCUAGAGGAAGGCCAAUAAAGACACCUACUACUACUACUAAAGCACCUGUUACUAAUGGAGAACUUCCCAGGCCUAAGGAAAGGCCAAGAAAGACACCUACUACUACUACUGAAACACCUGCUACUGAUGGAGAACCUCCUAGGUCGAAGGGAAGGCCAAGAAAAAAAAAUGUUAAUCCUGAUGCACCGCCUCCUAGGCCUAGGGGAAGGCCAAGAAAAACAACAAGCAAUGAGACACUUAUUGGAACAUUAACUAUAGGUAGAGAAAGAGACACAACACCUGAUACAACACCUGCAAGGGGAAGAGGCAUAGGCAUUGAAAGGGCUGAUACUACACCUGCCAGGGGAAGAGGCAUAGGCAUUGGAAGGGGUAGGGGAAGGAAUAAUACAACUGUUCUAGCACCAGGAAGAAACAGGGGUUUCAAAGUAUCUCUAAGUGGUAUAGGAGCACCAAAUAGGACAUCUUUGCAUGAGUGGUUUGAAAAUCCAACAAUUUACACUACAAAUGCUUCACCAAAUCCACCUGUUUUACCUGUUCGUUCUCAAUCUAAUGCAAUACCUACUAAAAGGUCCAGAACAGUUGGAAUGGGAGUUUUUAUUGCUGAAAAUGGCUUAACAACAUACAAUCCAGGACUGCCAAGUAAUAGGAUAUUACAUACAGGUUCUGGACAGCCUAUCAGUUCUGCUAAUGUUACUGGGGACCUUGGUUUCAAACCAAAAACUGGUGUAAGGUGGAAGGGAAAAAAAGCAAUGACAUUAAAUCAACUUGAAGUGAUGAGGGAUGAGAUGAGAGUGAACAAAAGACAGAAAAAGGCUUCUUCACAAUCCUAGGAACAAUGGAAGUAGUUAAAACAUUUUGAUAGUUUUUUGAGAUCAAAGUUGAUGUAAUCUUAUUUAUCAUGUUAGUGGGCAAGUUAUUUACCAUAUUUGUAUGUUUUGAAGUUGUUAUCAACUAAUGUAUGCUACAUUUGCUUGUUUUAAUCCAA